GACUUCCUUUAUGGUAUUAUAAGUACUAUUUUUGCCAAUAUUCUCUUAAUUUACUUUUAUUGGCUUGUUCAUAUCAAAUAUAAGUAGUUUUAUGUAUAUGUUAAUCUUACCAGUGGAUUUCUAUUAAAAUUAUUAUAAGUUUAAACUUUUUUCUCCUGUAAGGUAGACAACUCCAACUACCAAGCUACAGUAUUCGUAGUUGCCUCGUUCUUAAAAGAUUUCAACUUCACUUCGACCAUUGAACAAGUAACAACAAUUUUGAAAUAAACUCUUGUAUAAAAAAGACUGCUGGUUGGUUGGCGAAGUUUUGUUGAAAACAACUCUCUGAAGUUUUGGUGAACGGAAGGAUCUAAGUAUUGUUUUUUAGAACCAGUGUUGAAAAUAGAGGAUCUCCCACGAGUUUGCAGAAUUGAGCCACGAGCCUACGGUGAAUUUUCCAAAUGUGCUAUGACGAUAUUUUGCGACAACAGAAUAAACGCAAUUAGUCUAUGGCAACCGAAUGCAUAUCGCUAAUCCUAUGACUCAGUUCUACUCACGCUGUCUCGAUAAAUUGACGUCUGUGUACCGACUCCGGCUAUGAAUAACAUUUCACGUAAAAGUUAAAUAGAAGUAGAGUUAGAAAAUUAAGCUAAAAAUGACACCUCAAUCUACCCCAGUGUUUCACUAUACAAAACAACCCCUUUUAACGCAAAAUACCACCCACGUGACAAUAACUAAUUCUAAAAAGAUGAAGAAAAACAAGUGUCAAGGUAAACAUAAAAAAAUCAAGUGUGUUAUUGUUGGAGACCAAGCAGUUGGAAAAACUUCUUUAGCUGUAUCUUACAGUAACGACAGUUUUCCUAGUGAAUAUGUUCCUACAGCUUACGACAAUUAUAACGUUCAAGUACAGGUGAACGGAAAACCUGUAAGGGUAGAGCUCUGUGAUACAGCUGGAGAGGAUGGACUCAAUCCUCUUAGGCACCUUUGCUACCCGGGCAGUGACGUCUUUAUGUUAUGUUUUUCAAUUGUAAAGCCUAAUUCUUUCAUAUCUGCAUGUACUAGAUGGGCUGACGAACUUUCUCGAUUAGGCGCAGCUGUAGUUCUUGUAGGAACCCAAGCGGAUCUUGCGACUAAUGUUGAUGUGAUUAACCGGCUGAGACAAUUCGGCCAACGACCAGUGAUGCAGUCAGAAGCUAGAGGCCUCGCCGAAAGACUAAAUGCUCCUUACAUAGAGACCUCUGCUUUGGCAUGCACUCAUUUAAAAGAAGCCUUUGAUACAGCCAUUGUGAUAGCUUUAAAAAGACAAAAAAGAAAAACGCGACCUUGGAUGAAACUACUUUGUUGUAUUCGUUAGUUAUUACGGAAUAAUUUUUUCAUUCUCUGUACAGAAUUUGUAAAGCAUGAAAAGAAUAUUUUGUGCUCGGUUAACGUCAGUAUUUUUUAUUAAAUAUGGUAUUGGCAGAAACCAAUGCUAAAAGGAAUGAAUAUUAGAGUUUCAUUUAAUUAUGUAUCUUAAUGAAAUUCGUCAAUUCAUAUUCCUACAUGAUAAAAAAUUUGCAUUGGUUUCUUGUUUCGUAUAUAAACACCAUCUACUGAAAAUAUUUUAGUAAAAAAUGAGGUGAUAUAUUUUUUAAAUAUCCAUAUACUUAGUUUAUUCUUAAUUUUUUCGGAAUUAUUCACUACAAUCUCGGAUAAAUCUUCGAGCAUCGUAUUUUUCAGAAUAGAGAUAUAGAUUCUAGGUAAUAAUACUUAAUAUUGAAAAAAAUUGAAACUUCAUUUUUUAUUUUUAAUAUUUUUUUUAUAAAAUACUUGUAGUUUAUACAUUUUUAAAAGUCUCUCUCUACUUGUUAUAUGAAUUUUUGACUGAUCCCUCUCUAUCGAUAUGUUACAUGGAAGAACUCAAUUAAAAUUUCAUACCAAAUUCACUAUUCGCGAAAAUUACGAAGUGGGCGACAUCUGUUAAUUUUCUUUCAAACUUCAAUAGAGGUGAACAACAUGGCUAGAAUACGAACUAAUUGUGUUGUUUUAUAAACAAAAGUAAGUGUUAUUUGAAAUUUUAGUCAAAAUAGUCAAAUAAUAUAUCUGUUUAAAGUGCUGAGAUAAAAACAAACACACAUUCAUAAGGUGCACUUCGAAAACAAUAUAAAUAUGGUAAAAAUUGUAUUGUAUUGUGUUAUUUUAAUGGUCUGCUUCUGUCUCCAACAUAUUCCAUGAUGUUAAAAAAGGUUAUUUCAAUUUUCGUCGUUUUUAGAAUGAUUCUUAAACAUUACUUUUUGUUCUAAAAUUAAGAAAAUCCUACUAAAAUAAUUAAAAACACAAAACAAAAAUUAACAGCAUCAAACACCCCUUUACAGAUUAUAUUGAUGUUCACCGCUAUAGAAGCCAAAUUCAGCCCUAUCUAGUGACACAUGAUUUUCACCAAUACGUGCAAUUUUGGUUGCUUCAAUAUGUCAUGUAAUUAUAACUAUGUUUUUUAUUUUGUCAAUGGUUCCAAAUAUAAACUAAAAUUACAGAUUACUUAAAAUUACAGAUUUCUUACUGCACAUAUGAAGCUUUUAAUUCAUAAUUGAUAUAUUUAGUUCGUACUCUAUAGAAAUUUCUCAAUAAUAUUUGUUAUUUGUUGAUAUCUGUUAUGUGUCAAUUUUAUUACUUUAUUUAAUUUGUCACAUUAUUUAAUUUACUUAUAAUUUUAUUGUUCAUAGUUUUGAUAAAAUUUCAGUUCUAUGGUUUGACAUUUUAAAUUAUCUGUAGAGUAUCCAAAACAAAUUUUUUGCGUUUUUUGUGGUAAAUGAAUUAUCUCCAAAAAAUCAAAAAAAAACCCAGAAAUAUACAAAUUAAUCGGAUUGAAUAUUUCUAACUAAAUUUGGAAAUAUUUCUAAUGUAUCCAAUAAUAAUGCUACUCUUCAUAACGUGAUAUACAGUGUGUCGCCUUUUAGAUGAAGACAUUCUCAUAUUUUUGUCAUCUCAACAUAUUUAUUAAUUUUUUGGUAGGGGUGGUUAACCAGUACAUUGGAAAAUAACCAGAACUAAUUUUAAAGCAUAGGGUUAACGAUCCGUUGGGCAAAUCAAAAACUUAUCACCAAACCACAAAAAUCUCUUGAAAGGUAUCUUAUGAAUUAUAAAUUAUUGUACUAAAUUAAAAACAUUUAUCAUGUAAGGCCAUAUUGCACCGACUACAAAAUUUUGUUUUUCACUUUUGCGGUGUUUCUAUUACAUACUUUGUCCGAGAUAUGGAAUGUUGUUCUGCGUAUCGAGAGUCAAUACUUCUAAAAUUAGUACGAGGACCGGUAGAUGAGGGAGGUUUUACUUAUUAUUGUAAAACAUAGACUACAUGUCCUCCGUUUAAAAUAUUUAUUCUAUUCCCAAUCUGACUUGAUCAAAACCACGCGUUGAACGUGAAAAACUCAAAAAUUUCAAAUCAGAAUCGGUUUUCAUUUAAAACCUAUCCUAUGAUUAGAGAUGUUGCUGUUCACAAGUUCAUUUCUCCCAUAGACUGUUUGUAGGUACCUAACCAUAUUGAGUUGAGGAAAUUAAAUUUUCGAUUAUUAAUGAUAAUAUGACUAAGUUAUUAUCCUUCCAUAACACCCAGGCUUGUUCAACGAAUCAUACGCUCCUCCAUUCAUUUUUUAUUCGUCAUACAAGAGUUUUCAGUUGGAUAUCUGGUUAUUCAAUUUCCUUGUACAGUACCGGUGAAACUGAAAUUCACUUUCAAUAAUUUUGGUGAGGUAACUUAUAACAAAAUUUCCAAAUUAGAAUGAAAAGAGUGAAUCUGAGUUAUAUAUAUUCAAAUCAACAAAUUCAAUUCCAACUUAUUCUUCUAAUAUUUUUUCUCAUUGCAUCUAUAAAACAUAUCGUGAAACAACAGUAUUUUUAGUAAAAUAUUAUAUUGUUAACAAUUAAUGACGAAAUUGAUGGAAUAUUACAAUUUUAUAUAAUAUAUGAUAUACGUAAUUACUAUACUGUCGUAAAUGUUACGAGUUUGAAAAACCAUAAUAUAAAAAAUGUAUUUUCAUUAUUAAAGAGAUACAUAAUCAAAAAUCUCUUACUUGCAUAUUUAGUAACAUAUUUCAACACAAUUUUUUCUUGGUUUGAGGCGCAUUCAGUACAGUACUUUCCGUGAUUUCAUUUUUACACUGCACUUAAUAGAUGGUAGUCAUACGCGGAAGUUUACCCUUCCUUGGCUUCGACUAUAAUUAACAAUUAUUAUUGGCUUACCAUUUAAUUCUGAAAUUUCCACUCCUUAAUGCAAUCUGGUAAUAAAUAAUACACAUUCAUUUUUUUUUGACAAAGUUUUAUUUUGUUCAAAACAGAAUAUUGAAGAUUUAGUAUUCCUGCCUUUCGUUUCUAAUAACUCUGGAUGUAACUCUUUCUUAUUUUUACUUAUCGUUCCUAAAAUGGCUUAUAUGGCUCUUUUAAAAGUUUAUCGACAAUGGACAGCCGUCAACUAGGCAUUUUCAUAAAAAAUCUCAUAGCAAUACACUUUUAUGCUAUACUUAGAUCGGUUUUAGGCAUAUAUAGUUUGAAUGCAUACCUGCCAUGAAAUUUUGUUUCUAAUUAAAUUUGGUACGACAUUCAUGAAAUGAACUGUGUACUUUUUGUUUUUUUUUUGAGGCAGAAUAACGCCGCAAAUAUCACAACUCCUACCUGCAACAGUAUGAAUUACAUUUGAUAGAAAGAAACUCAAGAAAAAAAUAAGAAAUAUGAAAUCAUUUUUAUUUAACAAAAUUUCAUCGGAAAGAAAACUACGUAGCUCUGCUCUCACCUCUUCCCCCCGUCACAAUGCUUAGCCGUAGUAUUUGAAUUUAUUCCCCCCGUCAUGGACGAGCUACGUGGUGUAUGGACGUUCCCAUAACAAAGUAAAAUACUUGCUUUAACAAUAAAUUGCAGUACAAUUCAUGACAAUUCGGCUUUACCUCUCAAUAAAAGUUUAGACUGCAUGAUAAUCAUUAGUAUAUGAAGAAUAAAAUUUAUAAAAAAAAUUCAAGAAUCGAGAAAUUUGUGGCAAAACAAAACAAGUAUGUGAAGUGAAAACUUCUCUCAAACAGGCGGGAACUUUGUUGAGAGAGAUUGAACUUAAUACUUAUUAUAACUAUUUAUUGUAUGUUUUCCCUCAACCAUCUCAAUAAUAAAAUUGCAAUAAAAUAUUUGAAUAUAAAACAUUAAACUGCUAAUGGGCUUAGAUAUUUCGAAACCCUAAUGUUGUCCAAAAUAUCGACCAUAGGCCAUAUUUUUAUUUCUCGUUGGAGUCUUGGUAUCAAUUUCUAAUACUAUUCCUACCGUGCCCGGUCAAAUAACCAUUUUUAUAAUUUAUAAUGUUUCUUUAACAUUAGUCGAUCCGUAUAUACCGUGGAAAUAGAAUAAUAUACCAUAGAUACUUAUUGUUUACAAUACUACAAAAUUUGACAUAGAUGUAACAGACCCAAUGGAUAGAAAUUAUCAAGUCAGAUGGAACUGUCGAAUAUGGCCAUUUUGGAUAUACAUUUCUGGUUCAAUGUUCAUGUUCAAUAGUGUGAAGAGUCAAGAUUUUUUUUUUCAAUUGGUAAAAAAACUUGCCUCGGAGCGAGUAUUAACAACAGCUAGAAAAAGAUGAGCGAUCAGCAUGUAAAUACAGCUUCAUAUGUACGGAAAAAUCAAAUCAAAUUAUUAUUAAGACAAUAAACCAAACAAAAAAUGUGAAAUACUGACGAACAAUGUACAAUUCAAACUAUUACAUACAUGUAGAAAACUUCAAUUAAUAAUAAUGGCAGAUUGAUGUUAUAAUUUUGAUUUCAAAAAAUAUAAUUUUUUCGUCAUUUUUUUUUCAUUCUGUAUUAAGUUUUUCUAAAUACUGGUCAUUUGACGGGUCAUAGUAAUGAUAGGUGUACGAAAAUGUCGUGACGAUAGGAAUAGUAUUCAUUUCUGUUAAUUAUCUUCAAAAAUGAGGGCCACUACCCACCCUGUUUAACUCAGUAUAAAUAGGUCUUCAUCUUAAAUGCAACCCUCUAUAUGAUCAGAUUUACGCAUUCUUAAAUUUUUGGAACCGUUAAUAUUUGAAAUAAUCUAUUGUUUAUUGUAGCAUACAUAAGUUUCUGUAGUAUCUAUUCAAUUUUUUCAUGUAAACGAUUACUUCCAUUGUGUGUGAUAAAUAUUACUUUAAUUAAUUAGCGUGAGAAAUUUUUCUUAAAGAAAUAAAAAUGUUUUUGGUUAAAUUACUCCAAUCUAUAUUCUGUAUUACGACAAAUAUAUUAUGUGAAUCAUCUUCAUUGGAACAAUGAUUGAAAUAACUUUUUAUUUACAUUUAUCACGUCUAUAUUGAUAGAUACAAAAUAGUUUAUUGUAGUUGCUUCAGAUAAAUAAGUUAAAUAAAGAAAUGAAUGCUACAACUCAUUGUUCUGUAUUUCUUAUUUAAGUAAAGAUAUCAAGUUACUUUGAUUUUAAUAAUAUUUAUUUUAAACAUACAAACAUACAUACAGGAUGUGAAUUAUAAAAUUACUGAUUCAUUGACGUUACAUUUGUUUAAAAGAACUUAAAUUUGAUAUUGGAGUCCUUCACAUCUUUUGCUCGUGGUUGAGUUUGUAACACCAUGAAAUAAACUUUUGUCUUACUUUUACGCUCAGUAUGUAGGUAAAAGUUACAGAUCUCGAUCAACAGUCACUAUACAUAGAGAAAGUUCAUUUUUUAUUGUGUCAUACUUUUGUGACAAGACCAUAGGUGCACCAUAAGCCAUUUGAACCAUAAAAAUUCUGUGGAACAAUUAUUUGAAAUUUCAAAUGAUACACUAAAUUGUCCGAUUGUUAAUAGAGAAAACACAGAAAAUGGGCUCGUGUAUGGAAUGCUGCAUUGACCAACUAAAAAAGGCGAGAAAAGCCAAAAGAAUAACAAAUAUACAGAAACAAAAUAUCUACCCAAUUAGCAUUUGUUUAUUUCGUGUACUCGUAUAUUGAAUCAGUCUCACUUAAUAGACGCUCUCAGUACUACCACAACUACUUACAGACGCUGCCAGAAGAAAUAAAAUUUUUAGAUUAACAGUUGGGCUAAAACUAUUUUAGUGAAAUUUGAAGAAAAAAGGUUUAUGAUUAAAAGAGAAAUCAAGGGGUCUAGCUCAAAUUACACGGAACAGUUGUUUCUUCUAAUUUGCUGUAAUUAUAUUAUAAUGUGGAAAACACACUGAGGCGUGAUAAAAAAAACCCAAUCAAUAAAUAGAGCUGGGAUUCUCAACAAAAGAUAUAUACGUAGCAAGUAACACACCUAAGUGAAGUCCAAGCUCUUAACACCUUAAGACAUUUUUCCACUUCUAACCUUCAUUUGUUUGUCUUACUUAUUCACUAAAAUUUGUGUUGUAGUGUAAUUCCUCCACAGGUCUCUAAAAUUCGUCUAUCUUUGAUAUACCAUACUACUUGUGUUGAAGAAGACGAAACUCAAAUUUAUAUUUAUACCCAAAUGUAGGAUUAUAUUAAAAUGUUUAGAUUUUCCAAGAAUACAAAAAAAAUUUUAUGGAUAAACAACUAAUUACCAAAUAUUUAUAAUAACGUUUCUUGGCAUCUACGACGCACAAAAUGGUUAUGACACAGAUAAAAGUAAAGUAAUAAUAGAUGUUGCUUGAGAAAAACAUCGUAUGUUAUAGCAAAAAACUCAAAUAAUAAAGAGAUUUCUAAAUAAUUAAAAUCAAUUUCUAAGAGUUUGAGUUUAGAUAAAUAUUUUAUAAGAGUUUUGGUGACGCUCAUUUAUAGCAACGAAUUUUUUGCAUACAAUUUAUGGGAUUAUUUAAACAAAAUAUGAUGAUUUGAAAAUACAUAUUUGACUGUAAGUUGGCGAUUUAAUCAAAAACAUUCUUAUAUAGUUCUCCUGUAGGUAAUCAAAUGAUAUCGAUAUAAAUUAUUUAUUUAAGAUUCUCGUAGUGUUUCUAAGUGAAUUUAUAACGAACCAUUAACGUUUUGCUUAACGCUAUUUAAUUGUGUAUGGAAUCCUAUGAAAUUGAUUAAAAUUUAAUCAAAUUGAAUUCUUAUCAUGGUGAUUUGGAGUAUUUUUAUGAAUAUUUUUCACCGAUAUAAAACUGAUUUUUUUUUGUGAUUUCACAGACAAUUUAUAUCAUAUAAUCUUAUCGUAAAAAUUACUAGUUUGCAUGCCACUUCUCCUAAAAUUUGGGUUCUGUAUAAUUUUUAUAAAGAAGGUCAGAUAGAUAACAAACGUUACUGGUUCCGUGUUUUGAUACUCCGUUUUGAUAAAAGUGAUGAAUAUAAGUAAGGAUUUGUUUAAGAUUCAAUAAUAAUAUAAUUGCAAAGAAAAGAAUGACCUCUAAAUACUACUCUAAAUAUGACAUCAGAAAUUGGUGAUUUACUAGAACAACUUUGCAAGUGUAACUUCUUUAAUGUAAUUUCGUGUUUCUAAAUUGUUUGGUUAUAUUUUUUUUAAUAUUGUACUGUAUAUAAUGCAAUUUUUUAUGUUAUCACAAUGUUCGUAAAGUGCUUUUAAACCAAUAAAAGUAUUUAUUUAUUGAUAAA
This is a messenger RNA of Diorhabda carinulata, 8459 nucleotides long. RefSeq names its product rho-related GTP-binding protein RhoU-like. The transcript is spliced from 5 exons. Bases 635 to 1333 code for a protein of 232 amino acids. The record is from RefSeq and is a predicted model, not a curated record. NCBI's taxonomy places the organism in Eukaryota, Metazoa, Arthropoda, Insecta, Coleoptera, Chrysomelidae. Gene Ontology annotation, biological process: small GTPase-mediated signal transduction. Gene Ontology annotation, molecular function: GTPase activity; GTP binding.